Messenger RNA from Venturia canescens, 6701 nucleotides. It is a transcript of the gene Klp10A, whose product is annotated as kinesin-like protein 10A. Lineage: Eukaryota; Metazoa; Arthropoda; Insecta; Hymenoptera; Ichneumonidae. Gene Ontology annotation, molecular function: ATP binding; microtubule binding; microtubule motor activity. The record is from RefSeq and is a predicted model, not a curated record. The transcript has 12 exons. Bases 961 to 4218 code for a protein of 1085 amino acids. Gene Ontology annotation, biological process: microtubule-based movement.
GCUGGAUCCACUCACGUGUGCGUAUGUCACACGAGAUUUUAUACUCUCGUAUCCGCGUCUCGUAUAUCCGAACAGCCUUGACCCGUGUGAUACGUCGCAAUAAAAUGAUCUGUGUGUUCUCCGAUCUGUGAAUUCGACGCGACGAAUUUCAAUUUAUAGAAAAAUAUGAACGAAGAAAAUUGAAAAAGUGAGAACAAAUUCCGAUUCCCAGGAUUUCAUCUACCGUUUUUUCGUCUCAACUCACCGAAAAAAUACGAGAAAAUUUGUAAUCACGAACACAACCGAUCGGGAGAAAAAAAAUCAAUUCAAUUUUUUCUUACAUCGCGGCUCGAGAGAGAGAGAGAGAAAAAGAGGAGAAAAGGAGCAGCUGGAGGGAAAAGAAAAAGUACGUAAACAAAGAAAAACGAAAACCGGUCCACGCUCUCCUUGAGAACAUUGCAGAGUUUUUAUUUUCACUUGCUCUCUCUCUCUCUCUCUCUGUCUCGACUCGAUUCCCGAAUUCUCCACCCCUCCAGCCUGCAACAAGAAAGAAGUGCAUCGUAAAUUCUCUUCGUCCGAGGGAAGAAAUAAUCGUCCGUCUAUUUCGGCAACAGUCGACUUCUUCCUUUCCUCGUGAGACUUUAUUCCUUCGACGAAACAAAAGUUGUGCUUUUUAGGAUGAAUUUUGAGGAGCGAGACACGAAUUUUGUCAAGUGAUUUUUGGACUCGAACUUUGAGGAGGAUUCGUGCGUGGAAAGUGUGAGUUCCUUGAAUUUUCGGACAGUUUGAAAAGUUGCUCUGAAAACUUGACACAUCGAUCGAUGCGGCUCUUUUUAUCUCGAAUUCAUUAUAUAUAUAUACACGUUUCGUCACGUGCUUAAUUGCUCAAUGAACGGUGACGCGACAAAUAUCCACAGCGAGGAAUUGAACUUCACCAACGAUCUUGCAACCUCCAGAAGUUGAAGCUUUUUCCCUCGAUCAAUGAAUUGGCUGAGCAAGUGUGUCUGUGGCUCGAGUGCCACAGACUCGCGGAAUCUUGGCAAGGAAAAGUCCUCGAAGAAGAACAAAAGGUCGAGAGGUAAAAAACGAAAUGAGAAAUAUCUCGUGGAGGAGAAUCUGGAGCAGAAGAGCGACGAAUCUGCGAUAAAAUCGUCGAUAAGCGGAGCGAAACUCGUGGCACUCGUGAAGGGACAUCAGCUUGAGAGCAAACCUGAAAAACUAGAUUUUCCCCAAGAAAAAAUAGUCGAUCCUGUGCACAUUGAUAUCGAUAAAGGAAAAUUUAUCGACGAGAAUAAUGAAAAGGAAUGUUCUCGUAACGCGACGAUUUCGAGGCUCAACGAGGCGCAGAACGAUGAGAAAAAUUCUCGCGAUUUUACGAGGUCGUCGACCUCGCUCGAGUCAGAAAAUCAAAGCCCUCCGAUCAGUGAGUCAAAUCGUGGAGGAAAAACCAAGUGUAAUAAUUCGUCAGAAACAAAGUCGAAUUUACCAAGGUGUAAAAAAAUUCGUUCCCAACAAUCGAGACUCAGCGAGGGGCCAAAAAAUCGUGGACUUUCCGAAACAAAAAAAUUAAAAAACACAAGCGUUCACGAAACUUCAGAAAUUCCUGACGAUUUCGAUAAUCAAAUAGAACAAAAAAAUCGUGGAGAAAAAGGCUUGAAAAUCAAUUCAAAUUCCUGCAGUUUCGUUGUCCCCAUGGAUUCUUCCAAGAGAUCCCGAAAUAUCGAUAAAAGAAUUUCAGGCUCUCAAAUACCUAAGCCAUUCACGAAACAUGGAAGAAACAAGGUCGUCGAGGAGAAGAUUGAAAAAGUGCCAAAAAUAGAUGAAAAUGGUCGCGUCCACUCAGCAAUUGUUUCUGGUGUCAAUUGGGAGCAAAGGAGCGUGACUGUAGAAUGGUUCGAAAAAGGAGAAACGAAGGGGAAAGAGGUGGAGAUCGACGCGAUCCUCGCUCUCAAUCCCGAACUGAUGCCGAAGUCGAUGCCGCCACCACAAAUCAACAAUAUGCUGUCAAACCAAAGAUCAACCAGGGACUCUUCCGGGGACGAGGACGAGGGCUUGGACGAGCUGGACAACCCGGAGGACGGUUCACUCGGACGACACGGCGGUCACACCGCAAGAAAUGGCCUAACAUCCGCAACGCUUCCUGUACGAGUCACGUCUCGUCUUUCGCAUACCAGUAGACCAUCCAUACCCGUGAAAGCUGGAUCGAACAGGCAAAUAGCACGACAGGGAGGAGGUGGCGGUCGUCCAACGAACAUAAUGCCACCAACGGCCUCGAUAAACGGUCUUUCGGAGACAGUAACAGGAUUGACGGGACGUCGUGAGGUUGAAAAUAUACCGCCUACGCCAACGUUGCCCAUGUCGACUCCUCUGAAUAAGCAGAAAGCGAUCCAGCAACAACAGCAGCAGCAACAACAACAGCAGCAACAACAGGCGAUGGUGAAUGCCCAACAACAGCAGGCGGCACAGGUGGAAAAUGGACGUGGAAGACGUUCUAACGUGGUCAAAGAAGUUGAAAGAUUGAAAAAGAAUCGUGAAGAACGAAGACAACGUCAGGCCGAGUUGAAGGAAGAAAAGGAAGCUUUGAUGAACCUCGAUCCGGGAAAUCCUAAUUGGGAAUUUUUGGCAAUGAUACGGGAAUAUCAGAGCAACAUUGAUUUCAGACCCCUCCGGGAAACCGACUCGGUCGAGGAUCAUCAAAUAACGGUAUGCGUGAGAAAACGUCCUUUAAAUCGAAAAGAAAUGAAUCGUAAAGAAGUGGACGUCAUUAGCGUACCGAGUAAGGAUCAGAUGGUAGUACACGAGCCAAAAGCCAAAGUCGACCUUACCAAGUAUCUCGAAAAUCAAUUAUUCCGCUUCGAUUACGCAUUCGACGAAACUUGCAACAACGAAAUCGUGUACAAGUACACUGCAAAACCCCUCGUUCAAACAAUCUUCGAAGGCGGCAUGGCCACUUGUUUUGCUUAUGGACAAACUGGCAGCGGUAAAACUCACACUAUGGGCGGUGAUUUCAAUGGAAAAACUCAGGAUUGCAAGAAAGGCAUUUAUGCUAUGGUCGCCAAAGACGUUUUCAAGUGUCUCAAAUCACCGAAAUAUCGACCACUCAAUCUCAUUAUCUCUGCCAGCUUCUUUGAAAUUUAUUCCGGCAAAGUUUUUGAUUUACUUGCUGAUAAAGAAAAACUAAGGGUUCUCGAGGAUGGAAAACAGCAGGUUCAAAUAGUCGGUCUAACAGAAAAAGUAGUGGAAACUUGUGACGAGGUAUUGAAGCUUAUCCAACACGGCAAUUGCGCACGCACGUCUGGUCAAACGAGCGCGAACGCAAAUUCUUCGAGAUCUCAUGCGGUCUUUCAAAUAAUAGCACGAACGCCUACUACUCACAAAGUUCAUGGAAAAUUUUCGCUUAUCGAUCUUGCCGGUAAUGAGAGAGGGGCCGAUACAUCCUCAGCGAAUAGACAAACGCGAAUGGAAGGUGCAGAGAUCAACAAAUCGCUACUUGCCCUGAAGGAAUGUAUACGCGCAUUAGGAAGAAAGGGAACUCAUUUGCCCUUCAGAGCAAGCAAAUUGACCCAAGUACUCAGGGACAGCUUUAUCGGUGAAAAAUCUAAGACUUGCAUGAUUGCAAUGAUAAGUCCCGGAUUAAGUUCGUGUGAACACUCUUUGAAUACUCUGCGUUACGCUGAUCGAGUCAAAGAACUCGCUGCUACGGAUCCAACUGAAAUGAAAGUUUCACCGACUGAUGACGAAAGAUCAUUGAAAAUCGAAGAUCAAGCGAACAACAGCGCACUCUCGGACAGCGAUCUUGCUCAAUUGAGAUCAUUAAACGAGGGAGAAAUCUCGCAGGAUCUUUACACAUUUCACGAGGCUGUCUCGGCGCUGCAAAUGCUCGAGGAGGAAGUUCUGGACACCCACAAAGCAGUCAUGGACAAUACAACAAGUUUCUUAAACGACGCUCACAACGUAUUUAGUGCUACGCACGAAGUCGACUACGACACAGAAGAUUUGAGACGGAAAAGAACAAAGUUUGAGUCACCCUACCACGGCAGGUUCUCGUUGUCGAGACGUCUCAUAGAGAGAAUUCAAUUUUCGAACGCGUACGCUCAAAAGUGGGAGGAUUUGCUGCUAUCGCAACGCGACACACUAAAUGCUGCCCUGGAUCAGGUCAGUCAAUUUCGAAGUCAGCUUCUUGAGGAGGAACAAAUCAGCCAGAAGAUGACACGUCCCCGUAAUCCACGCUACAAUUAAAUCAACGUAACAGCUUAAAGAAGAAAACUAAAUCCAAGAAGAGGAGAACGGAAAAUCCAUUGAAAACUUUAUUGUUUAGGGUUUUUUCCUCGUUUUUCCCUUCUUGGAUUUCUUUUUCCAUUGACGAACACAAAAAAAAACCAACAAACAAAAACUCAUUAAACGGGUAUCACACUCAUUUUUUUCACUCCGAGGAAACGUGCCAACGAGUAAACUGGACGAAAUCCUUAGUGAUUUUCUUUCUUAUUUUCUUUCGUUCGGAACGUACGAGAAAAAAAAACAAAUUUUUUUGGAACGUCUUGGAUUCGGCGAGAAAAGACGUUUUCUCGGAAAUUUUCGAGGCACACGAAUUCACUCAAGAACUAAUGGUCCAUGACGAGAAAACAGAGUCCGAAGUAGCUUAAAAGUACGUUGAGAAAAAGAAAAUCUCAACGUGGAACGUAGACGUUUCCCAGGGUCGGAGAAAGGGCGGAAAGAAAAAGGCUCACAGGGUACGGAGUCGUCGGAGGAUAACGUACGGACACUCGCACAUUCGGAGGAAUGAGCUCUGUUUAGCACACAAAAUUCUAAGGAUUGAAACGAAAGAGAGAAGAAAUUGAUGCGAAUGUAAAAAACAAGAAACGAGAUAAGGCACGCCUUCAUUUUUCAGCCCUGACAACUCGUUGCUGCAGUAUUCUCAAAAUAUACUUUAAAGCAUCCAUGACAGAAGAAGCAAAUGAAUAAACGUCAAACAAUUUCGCAAGCAUCUGUUGAAAGAUAAAUUAUGCAAAUAAAGGGAUUAAAGUUUUAAGUAAUCACUUGUUCUGGUGGAGAAUACUCGAAAAAUCUUGUCCCUCUAUCCAAAAGAUUAAUACGUUUAUCAAAACUUAUCAAAAGGUGCGUGGUCACGAGGAAGAAAAAAUAAUAAGAAACUUCAAAAGAAAACAAAAUUCAAACGAAUGACAGCAAAAAAAACAAACAAAAGUAUAUAUAUAUAUAAAAUUGUUCGUGUAUUUAACUGGUAUGGUGAUCAAUAAAGAGCAUGAGAAUGUUUCUUUAAAUGAAAUAUAAAAACAAACGAUUAAGAGACCUUAAGCGAAGAAUAAGACGCAGGACGUUAGCCGAUUAAAGAGUGGUUUUUAGCUAUACGUAAUUGAAAAGGAUGUUAUAAAGCUUCUAAGAUUACAAGUGAUACAGGACCUCAUUGUCGUCUGCCUUAUCGUUUCUCAUUGACUUUUCGUUUUACGUCCGCGAUCGUCCUGUAACAAAAUGAGCGAAGUAACAAAAAUAUUUUCGCUUCUUGGAUGUCAAUAAUUCUCACACUAUAAUUUAUUUCUCUUUGCUUUUCCGUUUAUUUACUAUUUCUUUCCUCGUACUUCGAUGCCUGGAAGUAUUGAAAAAAUUCUUCCAAAUAUUCCAAACUGCGAGAGAAUCGUGGUUUUAGAUUUUCACACAACCCUUACAUUAGGAUCGAAGAAAGUCUUGUUUUUAGUUAAUCAUCAUAAAUGCAAGUGAGAACAUAAGAUAAACACUUAAUUUUAGUUUUCGACUUUGCGAUAUUCGUACACUGUAUCAAUACUUUUGUUUUUCGUUGCACAAUUCGAAUCAUGAUCGGUGUAAGAUUUUACUGAUUUUGUGUGUAAGAGGACGAGUAGAAAGAAUUAAAAGGGGAAGAGCGCACGGAGAUGUGGCGCCAAAUCGCUGAAGUUGAUGAAUCUCUCUUUCUUUUACGUCACAUGUAAAUGUAUGUGAUCCGUAAUUUUCAGUGAGCGAUGAAACACGUAAUUAAACCAAAUAACGACUGAUUUCAGAACGAUAACACGUUUAGUCGAUAAUCUAAAUGAAGCAAAACGAACAAGGAAGCAGACCAUUUUUUAAACAAUUACACUUUAGGGAUUCUCGAAGAAUCCGAGUAUUUUAGUUUAAUAAUAUUAUUGUAACGUCUCGAUUAUUAUUAUUAUUAUUAUUAUAAUUCAUUGUCUUUUGUUCCUUUUUCUCUCUAUUUUUUUUUAUUAACAGAAAAGCAUGUGUAACUAAAAUAUCACCAAAAUCUUUCAAAAUUUUGUGUGUCAUGUUUGAUCCUUUAUUUCAUUUCCGUUGUCCUCAAACCAAUACAAUAGAAUCAUUUUAUUUUUCCACUCACCCACAUGGUAUACGUUCGAUGGAUGGUGUAUUGCUUUUGAAUCACCUUUCAUUUGAUUACUGGAAGAAUAGAAAAUAUUUAAAUAUAGGUCGAGCGAAAUUUCAUCGAUGAUAAAGCCUGUCGCAGCUGUCGAUAAACGGAAUCCGAAUUGUGAAUGAAAAAGAAGUUCGGAGCAUCGAAUGAAACACAAUUUUCGAAACUCUUCAAUUCAAACGAGAAAAUCAAGCAAUAAAAAUAUUCGUCGGUUUCAACAUUUUCCAAAAUGCAAUGACAAUGGCUUGAUGUCAUUGUUUUGCAAAAUAAUGCAUUAUUAUUCGAAUGUCGUUAGUUUCUGGGAUUAAACACUCUUUCAUUAUAUGGA